Solanum stenotomum is the source of this 666-nucleotide messenger RNA. RefSeq names its product receptor-like protein 15. NCBI's taxonomy places the organism in Eukaryota, Viridiplantae, Streptophyta, Magnoliopsida, Solanales, Solanaceae. The transcript is spliced from 5 exons. The coding region runs from base 55 to 501 and encodes 148 amino acids. The record is from RefSeq and is a predicted model, not a curated record. Gene Ontology annotation, molecular function: protein binding.
AAUGUUAAAUUCAAAAUUUAAUCUAUUUGACUCGCGAAAACUUAACUGUUUAGCAUGUCUGAUUUUAAGUUUCUUCGUGAUUUGUUUACAGGUUUUGAGAAACUGAGACAACUAGAAAUACUUGAUUUGUCAUCGAACUACUUGAACCGCAGCAUCUUUCAGUCUCUUAGUCAACUUUCAUCUCUCAAGGCGUUGGGCCUCGCGGAAAACAACAUUGAAUCAGGUUCUGAGAAAUUAUCAGGGUUAGACAAGCUGGAAAUCCUAGAUUUGAGCGACAACGCACUAAAUGAUGAAAACGUUCUCUCUGUUCUAGAGCUAAAUGUAUCUAGAACGACGUUAAAGAAGCUUGAUAUGAGGAACAACAGAUUCCGGAGUUUUAUACCAAAUGAAGAGUUGGGAGCUUUAAGAAAUAUCGAGUGGUUACUGUUGGAUGGAAACGCAUUGGAUGAGAACUUUCUCAGGAGUACCGGUGCAAUGUAUCCCUUACAGUGUUAUCAGUAGCUAACUGCAACCUCAGUGGAGUCCUACCUCUUCAAGGCUUGUGUGAUGUAAAAUAUCUUGAAGAACUAAGUCUCCUCCUAAACUACUUCAUUGGAGAAGUCCCUGCAUGUCUUGGAAACUUAACAUCUCUUCGGGUAAUAGAUCUCAGUCAAAAUUACUUUACUG